This is a messenger RNA of Zingiber officinale, 1569 nucleotides long. Its product is annotated as serine/arginine-rich splicing factor SR34A-like. NCBI's taxonomy places the organism in Eukaryota, Viridiplantae, Streptophyta, Magnoliopsida, Zingiberales, Zingiberaceae. Gene Ontology annotation, cellular component: ribonucleoprotein complex; nucleus; cytoplasm. The record is from RefSeq and is a predicted model, not a curated record. The transcript has 13 exons. The coding region runs from base 539 to 1288 and encodes 249 amino acids. Gene Ontology annotation, molecular function: mRNA binding.
CUCCAUCCCUAGGUCGACGCCUGCUACAAGUUACGCAAACCGUAUCGGAAUUUCGUUUGGUUUUGCUCGACGAUUACGGCGGGAGCGAUCCGGGACGGAGCUCGUCGUGUAGUGUUCCUGCUUUCCUUCUCGAUCAUUGGAUGCUGGAAAUAGGAGCUUUGGAGCUGUCAAUAGUCCUAGAGAGGAGUGGGAGAAAUCUAUUUGGAUUUUUAGGACAUUUGAGGGGUUCUUGCUUUCACAGAGGAGAGCUGAAGUGGAUGGUUUAUCCAACAUUUAAUUUGCAUUGGUUAUUGCUGUUGAGCAUUUUGGAGGGCUUGGGCAAUGGAGCUUGUGGAGCACCAUUCGCAUCAAGAAUUUCUUUCUUGGUUUGCUUCACAGUUUUGACCUUUUUCAUCUUUAAUUCAAAAGUCAAAGAGGGUCCUUAUCAAUUUGAAUCAGCAUCAAUGGAAGUUGGGGAUUAACCUGUGCAAGUUUCAUUUUAUGCCUUUUUAUAUCUAAACUUUGCUUUUUUAUAGGGACUAUAUUUACAGUGGCAACCAUGAGUUCUCGACUAAGUCGUACACUUUAUGUGGGCAACCUCCCUAUAGAUAUACGGGAAUCAGAAGUUGAAGAUUUAUUUCGCAAGUAUGGCCACAUAGUGGAAAUUCAAUUGAAGAAUCCACCUAGACCCCCUGGUUAUUGUUUUGUUGAGUUUGAAAGUUCGCGGGAUGCAGAAGAUGCAGUCAGGGGCCGCGAUGGCUAUGAGUUUGAUGGACAACGUCUUAGGGUUGAGGUAGCCCAUGGUGGUCGAGGGCAAUCAUUUCCAGUUGGACGAGGUAGUCGGCGUGGUGGGGGAGAAAACAAAUUUGGAGCGUCACAUCGUUCAGAAUAUCGAGUGAUUGUUCGGGGGCUUCCUUCUUCAGCUUCAUGGCAGGAUCUAAAGGAUCACAUGAGGAAGGCUGGAGAUGUAUGUUUUGCACAGAUUUACCGUGAUGGUGAUGGUGUUAUGGGCUUGGUGGAUUAUACAAAUUCUGAAGACAUGAAAUAUGCUAUUCGUAAGCUUGAUGACACUGAAUUUAAAAAUCCCUUUUCGAGGUCCUACAUCCGGGUGAAAAGCUACGAGAGAAGUAUGUCAAGGAGCCGAAGUCCAAGCAGAAGCCGUAGUAGAAGCAGAGGCCCUAGAAGGAGUCGGAGCAAAUCAUAUGAAAGGGCUAAAUCAAGAUCACCAUCCAAACCUGAAUCUCCACGACCCAGGUCUCAGUCUCCAGCCAGAGCGUCCAGAUCAAGAUCUAGGUCAAGAUCCAGUUGAUAAUUCCAGGUCUGCGCCUCUUCAAGAUUAUCUGUAUUCUCUAAAUUCUGCAUAACUACCGCCGUUGCUUCCGUGUUAUCUGUCUUCUUUAAAUUCUGCAAACCACUGCGAUGCUUCAGACAAUGAGCGAAUUUGAUCUGGCAUAUUCAACUCUUGUUUGUUCAAUUUAGUUACUUGAAUUCGAGUUCUAUUUGUUGUUUACUCUUACAAACUGUGGAUCAAACAAUUAUCAGCUGUUUUGUGUGGAAUUAUCGAGUGCUUUUCUUAUUUUAAAUUUUGUA